AUGAUGGCUCGGAGCUUAAGAGACCUUAUUGAAUUUUUGCUUGCAGAGAUAUCGCUCUGUGGUGAACGAGGUGCUUCUCCUGCGGAUGUGCUUGCUUUUAUUGAUGAUUUCUAUGAUCCAUCUAUCCACCCAAGUGAUCGCCCUCCUCCACUUGCUGGGACUACAAGCCGCAUUCCAAAUAUUGACCGUAAGUUCAAGCAGAAAGCAUGGGUUUGGCUGACCAGGCACCCGGAGGUUUCUGUUGGCAAGAACAGGGAAGGCAAUAACCUUACUCUGGAUGAGGUGGAAAGCCGGUGUGCCGAAACCACUGCAGAGGAGCCAUAUCCCAAUUCUCAAAAUGCCCUACCACCAGAAAAUGGCGGCCUUGUUGCUGCAGGGACGCAGAUACAGCCAACCUCAGACGGGAAACUUCGCGUCUAUGUUUCAGAAGAGCGAAUGUGGCUUGCUAUCGCUGGGCACGAGCUCGACCAUUCUAGGGUCCCUCCCCUAGAGUUCGCUCUUCUAUCUGUCAUUGCUUCCCGAAAGUGGCAAGGGAUUAUGCAGCCAGAACUACCUAAACUGAGCGGCCAAGACAAGCGCUCCAUUCCCAAGCGAACUGAUUCUUUAAGCCAGAAAGGAUAUAUCGAGAAAAAAGCUGUUCAGUAUAAGUCUUCUCGUACAAGUUUAUGCACGCUCCGUCAAUUUGUCCGUUCAAAACCAGCUGAGCAAUGUGAUGGGCUGUCUGGGGAGAAUGCAGGUUCCCAACCGGGUGAGCUAACCAAUGUGGUUGAUUUCCCUGUUCUCCUCGAGAAGCUUUUUCAAUGCCUUAAAGAAUUCAAAGUCAUUACACGAUAUGACUUGAAAGCAAAACUUGGAAUGGAGGAUCGCUGGCGCGCCAGGAUUUUAGGAAGGGCCAUUCGAAAGUUGGAAAGAAUAGGUUGUGUCCGUCGUGUCAGAGCAGUAUCUCAAUACUCUGAUAGGAUGAAAACUCGACAUCAAUCUGUCAUGCUAAUCCGGGAACUCACCGAAAACGACCUUCGGCUUUUCCUUGAAGACAGUCGCACUCUGAUAUCAUACCUGGAGCAGGAGGACAUGGAUGCUGCUGAGAUGGACCAGGACCAAGGCCAGCAAGAUACGGUCGAUGGACUAUCCGAGGUGAAGGGAAACGUUGCCAGCACACCUGAAGUUGAAUAUUUAGAGCAGAUGGGACGGGUUGUACCUAGAUGGACACCGGAUCAGAUUUUGCCAAAUUUAAUAUUUGACAUCGUACACAAGAGUGGUCAAGAAGGAAGUACUAACCAUGAUAUCAACGUCGCAUGUAUGGGCCCGUUUUACAGGCGGCCAAUCGAGUAUACAGUGAGUCGGCUUGUUGAGAUUUGGCAGGUUUCUCAACCGAUUUACCUUAGACACCUCGCUCUGGUUCGAGAUGUAGGACUUCGGGGUACAAUUUCGAUGUAUAUCCAUUAUUCCUUGAGCAAUUUCAGAUCACUGGUGGACGACGGCCAGGUUUCGUGGGAAGCGGUGAAACUUUCAACGGAGGGAAAAUUUAGUGUUAAAAUUCCUCCCGUUGAUGCGACAUUCCAAGUAGAUGAACAUGGUUUCCCUGUGGAUAUGAAACCAUCGAACCUGCUGAAUGAUGGCAAUGCAACACUUAAAGAGUGUCUUGAGGCUGCGAAACCAUCCGAUUACACCCUCACAAUGUACGAUCCUGUCGUACAAAAACGUGAUGACGGCACUUGCGGCAGGAUGUUGGGCGGAAAGCCCAAAAGAGGCUCUAGUCACUUCGGUCCAGAUGCUGGUUCAUCAAGUGCUGAAGAGGACGCACCGCAGGCUUCCAUUUCUCGAGGGCGGAAACGGAGAGCAAUUGAAGCAGGUUUUGGUCGAUCAGUAGAUGUCGUGGUCGAUGUUCUGGAUGAAGGAGAAACUGGAGGACCAUCCAAACGCCAGCGAAAAUUGAAGGAAUAUGUCGAUCCUUAUGCUGGAAUGACGGAGAAGGAGAAGUUGGAAGCCCAGGGAUUCGACGAGACGUGGACCGAAUACAGCAUCCUCAUACUCGAACGUCCUGGACCUGGUAUCUUUUUCACUCCUCCAGGCAAGCGACGGCCAGUCGGAAAAGCCCGGGGUCGCCCGGGUCGAAGUCGUAUUGCUGUCAUCAAAUCGGAGAAACUGAAGGAAAUUGAGUGGUUUACUAAUCAGCAAGAUACUGAAAAUCCCCCAAAUGAAGCUACAAGGGAUUUGGAACCUAUUUUUGGAACUUCCACGGCGACACCCUCAUCUCGACUCACUGAUCGAUUGCAACCGGGUGAGGAUGCCGAUGUCCAAGAAACCCUUCCUCCUGGUGUUGACGCGGGGACCAAUGACCAUCUCGACAAUCCACCGCAAUCCAAUAAAAGGAAAUAUACUGACAUGGGCGGUGAUGAAGAAACAUCGAUACCCGCUCAGACUGGCGAAUCCCCCUCCAAAAGAAGGAAUACUCAGUUGCAACAAAGUCGCCAAGUGCCCAGAAAAGAUCUUCCAGGGAAAGAAAUCGACAAGUCUCCUAGAAGGGACGUCAGAACUGGUCCAGCAGAGCUAAUUAGGCUUAUUCCACAAGCUGACAAGCCGGUGCAAGGUCCACAAACCACAGGGCAACAUGCGACUCCCGUAACAGCUAGGCGUGAGCGAACACAGAAAGUUGGCGAUAUCAAUGUGGGUUACGAGAAAUCAAAAUCGCCUGAAGUGGUUGAACAUAUGCCGAGUGGGAGUAAUGGUGAAACACCCUCAGAAACUUUACGAUCGCACCGACCCCAAUCCUCCAGUGCUACUCCUUCGGAGCAUGUACCCGGACCAAACAAUACAUGUACGGAAGUCUCCCAGUCCAGGAUGGAAAUCGAGGAUACGGAAAAUAGAACAAUACAAGCCACAGACAUUUCCUCUCAAGUUUCUGAAACCAUAUCACUCACAAAUGCUAAAACGAAAGCUAAGAAGCUAGAUAUUCAAGGAGGAUCCAUUGCGUUUCUUCGAAGGAAGAUUGUCAUGGAUGUGGUCGAGAGCGCCGACGGAGUGUAUCCAUACGGCACUGAGUUGUGGUACCCUUUCACUACUGCUUGGCUAAAGACCAAACAAACCGAAAGGCCCGACUUUCGAACACUUCGAAAUGCGGUGAAAUAUAUGACUGAGAGUGGGACGCUCCGCCAGCUAACCUUCAGCGGGAGGAACAGCAAAGGGCUAAUGGUCACCAAGUCCAUCAUUGCGAAACCAGAUAUCCCUGCAACUGAUCCAAUAGUUAUGGAUUUGCUGAGGGCAAUGUUAGAAGCCGACCCCCAGCAAUACUUUCCACCCGGCCCUGAUAUUGAUCCAUCAAUAAGGAAGUCGCACAAAAUCACACAACUGCCCGCAAGAAAACUCCCGGAGAUAAAAGAAGAAGUCACCGUGACAUUACAUCAAGUGCCGGUGAAGGCCCGACCUCCUGAAAUGAGACAUACCCGUGUUUACAAACCAAGAUCGGGGCCCAUAGAACGGCUUCGAAGUACUAAGCGACGGUCUCCUGCAAAUUCCUUUUUGAACUGGUUAACAACGAUGCAAGACCCAAGCCUGAAAACGGGAAUACGGCAGCCCGUCCCAUCAAUACCAAGGCUGUUACCAUACACAAUCAUUUUGUGUCCGUCCCAAUCGUUCCAUGCCCCAACUGGCACGUUUGGAACCAUAUUAUCUGAUAUGCAAGGGCGUAGCCAAACAACGACGAUGCCCCAAUGGGCCCAGACAACCAUGAGUUUACCACGAAAUCUUGGAGAUAUCCUUUCCCUGACAAAGAAACGGCAGCAUCCAUCGUCAAAUCUUACCGAUCCUGUUUCUAGCAGGGUAUUCUCUGAAAUUGAUGCAGUAGGCAGAUGGGAAUCUAGGCACCCUGAGCUAUUCGAUUCGCAGAGAGUCGGGUGGAGAUACAUUAACCAUGGGAUACCUGGCCCAUUUCAAAGCGCUCCUCUGGACGGCUCUGUACGAUUCGAUGCCAGUGAAACUUCACAAGUAUCAACGGGACGAGCAAGACCACUUCCGCAGAAUUCACUUCGGAUCCUCGCGUCAUCGUCCGCCGGAGCAACUCCAUCAGCGCGUCCAUCUGGUCGUCAAGUCGCAUCUCGUGGUCAGAAGCGCCUCGACUUACCCGUCAACCGACGACUCGAGCAAAUGCAAGAAUCAAAAGCGGAUAAACGAACUUCCAAAGCAGCAGCCCCGACUGCUCGAAGAAUCAAGCUCAUCAAUAUCCUCUCUGGCGACAUUGUACAAAAGAUCACUGCUGCGAUCGUCGUUGUUCGAACUUUGGCUGGUGGACUUGAGGGUAAAAUGAUUGACUGGCAGCUCGUUACGUUAGCUUUCCCAGAUCACGACCCUAAGCUUAUCACGGAUCGUGGAAAGGCGAUCAUUUCAAGAAAUCGACUUCAAAUGUCGAAAAUGCAAAGUGAUUUUCAAGACCAAUAUGCAGAAGCAUACGAGAAGGACCAGGUACCACGUAUCGAUUACGCCGACCUUACCUCGUAUGAUUGGCAGUGGAUCGUUAAUUGGGCGAGCAACAAACUCGAGGCCCCCCGUUCAGAUAAUCUUCCAAACUUACCAGCUACCCACCAGCAAUUCGAUAGCCUUUUUGACGUUCGUCCCGAACCGGUUCAAACGCUUGACGAGUUAUAUCAGCAUAACGCCCCAGCCACGAUUCCUCGAAAACAAGCCUUGCUAGCUGGUACAAACUUUGCAAUUCCUGUUUCCAGGACUGGCACGAGACAUGAACGGCAACGGCCCGGAACUGAACGCCUCAACGUAGCUAAAACCUGGGUACGGGCGAAUGUGAUCACGCCAGAAGAGUCGUAUAACUCAGCAGAGGCGCGGCGCAUUCUUGAAUGCCUUGGCGAAGAGCUCAUCGGGCAGGCGAUACAGUCACUCAUCACUGAACGAGUGAUCUCCAUGGGCAAUAGGGGUCGAAUUACUCCAGGGCGCAAUUACGACGUGACAGAGUAUUUCGUGCAUGCAUUUGGCCGCAAACGCGCCAUUGAAGCAACGCAGUUGAAACGAGCGGCGACUUUCAAAACCACCAUCCUGGACACGCAACUGCAUCUGGAAGGGAAAUGCGCUGUCAACUAUGACGCGGAAGACGGGGAUAUCCUCGUCCUUAUCAACCUCUUCGCUGAGGGGAGGGUGACCAUAUGGCCCAAAAACCCGCCGAGGGAUAAAUACGGGCUGACGGAUGGCGGCUACCUGACGCGCCUCAUGGACAAGGGCAAGCUUCGCUUCGACGUCGAAGUUCUCCCUGUCCCCGAACGCUACGUUUAUGGAAACCCCGUCCAGCUCCCCAAAAGCAUGCCGAGGGGCGAUAUGCCGGCUGACUUCCCGCCCUCCACCAGUCCUCCCCCUUUCUGCAAAAUUCCCCUUUGGUUCGAUAUCCAUGGCAACUUUGUCAAGAUGCUCUGGGAUCUGGUCAUUGCGGCGGUCGUGGGCUAUCUUGCUGCUCGCCCCGGCCUCAGCGCAGCGAGCAUUAGCCGUAUUUUUCAGCCUCAUAUUGCUGAGUGGGAAGUAGCUUUGGUUCUGGAGUGGAUGGAGGAAGCUGGUGUCGUUGAGAGGCUUGCUGGUGUGUCCGGCUGGGCGGUGAAGGAGUGGUGGUGGAUGGUUGUGCAGAGCUGA
Molecule: messenger RNA, 5625 nt
Organism: Histoplasma mississippiense
Lineage: Eukaryota; Fungi; Ascomycota; Eurotiomycetes; Onygenales; Ajellomycetaceae
Exons: 5
Coding region: 1-5625 (1874 amino acids)
Biological process (GO): transcription initiation at RNA polymerase III promoter; 5S class rRNA transcription by RNA polymerase III
Cellular component (GO): transcription factor TFIIIC complex
Molecular function (GO): DNA binding
Source: RefSeq, a predicted model, not a curated record